This is a messenger RNA of Cladophialophora psammophila CBS 110553, 453 nucleotides long. RefSeq lists its product as uncharacterized. The transcript is spliced from 2 exons. The record is from RefSeq and is a predicted model, not a curated record. Bases 1 to 453 code for a protein of 150 amino acids. Lineage: Eukaryota; Fungi; Ascomycota; Eurotiomycetes; Chaetothyriales; Herpotrichiellaceae.
AUGCUCGCCGAGUAUGCCAUUCUCCCUCCUACGCUGGUCCUCCAAAAAUCUGGCAACAUUUCUUUCACUGCGGCGUCCGGUUUGGCCGCAAAUCGAUGCACCGCUCUGCAGUUCUGCGACAUUUCGGGCAUGAAAAAGGGGGACAAAAUCUUGGUCAUUGCCACCUCCGGAGGCCCAGGGUUUCUGAUCGUACAAUUUGCGCGAGCAGUAGUGGGAAGUGAGAAAAUCAUCGUCGGUACCUAUUCGGCGUCGAACACAGACCUCUUUAAAGGCUUGGGUGCUGAUGAGGUGAUUGAAUACAGAUCACACCUCGAACUUCCCGAAUACAUCGCUCUGCAUCGCUCCUUACGGCCAUUCAACAUCAUAAUCGGCAUCGCAGGCUCCGAAGACUUGUGCAAUGAGAUUCAGGAAUACUUGAACCCCGGCGGCAUUUUCUUGCAGUGGGCAGGAUGA